Molecule: messenger RNA, 4790 nt
Organism: Phyllotreta striolata
Lineage: Eukaryota; Metazoa; Arthropoda; Insecta; Coleoptera; Chrysomelidae
Source: the annotation of a GenBank genome assembly
AGCUGACAGCUGUCAUUAGUGUCAGUUGUGUAGAAGGUUGUUGCUUGUUGUUUCCAAAAAUAAUUUUGUUUGUACGUAAGAUUAAAAUGUGAAAAAAUCGCCUUAAUUGUAGAUAAAAUUUGUUUAAAUCUCUAAUCGGAGAAACGGAUUAUUCGUACGCAAUGGCCCCGAUACCUUUGGAAGGGCUCCAAACGCCCGUUUCUAAUACUGUGGCCCAAAACAACCUAGCGGGCCCCCAAGAGGGCAACAGAGGUGGCAUGAUGUCUUUAGCGCUCCUAAUAGAAUUUAUUGUGCAACGUACUUAUCACGAACUGACGGUUUUAGCGGAAUUAUUGCCUCGAAAAACCGAUAUGGAGAGAAAAAUUGAGAUAUACAAUUUCGCUACAAGAACGAGACAGUUAUUCGUCCGGCUUUUGGCGCUUACUAAAUGGGCUAAUAGCGCUUCAAAAGUGGAGAAAUCAGCUAGAAUCAUGAAUUUCUUGGACAAACAAUCGUUGCUUUUCGUCGAAACGGCGGAUAUGCUGGCCAGAAUGGCCAGAGAAACUUUGGUGCAGGCCAGAGUACCGAAUUUCCACAUACCCGCAGCUGUAGAAGUACUAACGACUGGAACGUAUGGCAGGCUACCUGCAUGCAUCAGAGAAAGAAUCGUCCCACCUGAUCCCAUAACACCUUCGGAGAAAAGGAAUACCCUUCUGAGGCUGAAUCAAGUUAUACAGCACAGAUUAGUUACAGGGAAUUUAUUGCCUCAAAUGAAAAAUUUAAAAAUUGAAAAUGGAAGAGUCAUUUUCCAUGUCCAGCAUGAAUUUGAAGUGUCUCUGACUGUAAUGGGAGACGGGCCUAACAUACCUUGGAGGCUUCUCGAAAUAGAAAUUUUAGUAGGAGACAAGGAAACUGGCGAUGGCAAAGCGUUGGUGCAUUCAUUGCAAGUACAAUACAUUCACCAGUUGAUUCAAACCCGUUUAGUGGACAAUCUGCAGCCUCUAACGGAAGUGUACAAUUGCCUCCAUUUUUUCUGCCAAUCCUUGCAAUUGGAAGUAUUAUACUCGCAAACUUUGAGAUUAAUGAGAGACCGUCUGGACGAUCAUAUUCAUGUUGACGAAUAUGCUCCCGGGAAAUGUCUAACGGUAUCAUAUUGGAGGGAAUUGACAAGUAAAGGAAAAGAGCUUGCGAACAGAGACCUCAGGUCUGAGUUGGGCUAUCGUCUAUCAGUUCAGGUCGAUCUUCACGAUCCGGCUAGACCAUUAGCUGUUGUACAUGUACCUUCUCUUGGAAACAAGGAAAGCGAAAUAGCAGAUAGGGCUAUUCGUUCCGAGGUUCUAUCGAUGGAAAGGCUCCUCGUAUAUACAAUCUACGUAAGAACCCGAAGCAGAUUGUCCGAUUUGAAACUGGAACUUCAAGGAAUGCUGAAAGAUGUCGAAUGUAAUCUUCAAGGAUCGCCUGCUAUAUUAUCCGUGGCAAUUUUGCAACCGUGCCUAAGAGCUGAGCAAUUGUUGAUUACAGUCGAUACGCAUACCGGCAUGCUCCAAUGCCACGUUCCUCAGUACGAUCCCAUACUCAUUCCCGAGCUGAAUAACGCUUUCAACGGAGACCAUUCCAAGUUGCCGUUUCUAAUCUCCGAACUCAGAUAUUGGAUAACGCAGAGACGGUGCGAGAAAACGCUGCAACACCUUCCCGCCACAGCCUACGAAAAACUACCUCUCUUGCACCAAAGCGACCAUCCCAUAACGAAAAUUGGCAAACACAGGAUGUUUGUGCAAUUAUUCAGGCAUCCUAACGUUAUAUUGAUAGUGGAGCUGAAAGAGAUCGAAAGCAACCCGUGCGAAAUGGAUUUUUCCUUUUACCUGGCGGUGGUGAAGCACUCGAGCAUCGAGGACAACCCCGACGAUGAAACCAUCGAAACGGAAAUACCGAAAGUAUUCCUGAAAGUACAAUCUCUGAUCGAAUUCGACACCUUCGUGUCCACCCACGGCCCGUUCACCAGCGUAUUAGAUUCCGAUCACACCGAACCGAACAGCUUGAAGAGAAAAGGCGGCGCCAAGGCCGAAUCGGCGACUCGACGGUCCAAACAGCCCGCUUAUUUCAUAGCCGAAUUGGCCCACGUGGUGGCCAUGUGCGACGAGAGAUUGCCCUUCGUUACUCUGGCUAACGAGCUUACCAAACGCAACGUGUUUCACCAAGGCCUUCAAGUGGAAUCGAACGCUACGGGUUUGGUCUUGAAGCUCAUCCAACUGCCGACGCCCACCAAGGAAAUUGGCGCUUCGUCGGCUUGGAACGCCCUGAUGAAGAGAUUGCUCUCCGCGUCGAUGAGAGUGCUGAGUAAAGGAGGCGUGAAAAGCUGGAUGGUCGAGUUCGUGUUUUAUUCGACUCCGCUGUCCAGUACGCACCCCAAGGAGCAAGGUUCUCGUCGUCCGAUUUAUUUCCAGUACGAGCUGGCGACUAUCGAUAACACUUCGAAAACGGCGGAUUCGUUGAUAAGCGAUUGGAAUCAGAUCGUCCAUCUUUAUACUCUCGUGCACGAUUUAAGCGAAUAUCUAAAAAUAGAUAAGUACAGCUUCCUCGGAAACCUGUUUUGCAUAAAAUCGUACAACUACACCAAACUCAUCCUCUGUUAUGGACUAGAUAAAGGUGCUAUGGUAUCGAUAACUUGGAACAAUUCCGAAAAAAUGUUCAAACUAGCAUUCGGCGCUACCAAUAAUUCCCUAAACGCCCAUUCGCUCAUCCAGGAACAAUUGGAAUCCUAUUUGAACGAGCACAGGAAUCUGGCGCAAAUCAUCCAACUCUUGCACGAGACUUACGAACCACUUUUAUCGAUUAGUAAACUACCUACAAUACCGCAAUUGGGCAUUCACAACACCAGACCUCAAGUGCCCGUGCAAACGUUCACCAUAAUGGCGCAAUCCUGCUCUCUGAUCCGGCUGGCCUAUCAAGGCAUGUACUGCUUGGAGCUGCGCAUAAGAGGCUCGGGUUUGGUUUCGCUUCGAGACGGAGCCUACAGCCGAUUCGAUAGAAGCAACGUGGUCGACGUAUUCUCACCAACGCAAGGCCUAAAAGCCUUUCUCUCCAAAUACGUGGACGAAACGGCGGUGUUCAGAAGACGAUCGCAAUCCGAGGACGACAAUCCCCCGUCUCCCAUGGAAGUCGAAGGUAGCGGGUUCCUAAGUCAUCACAGAGGUCCUCAAUCGCCGGCGGGCCAACGGGAGCCGGGGCUUCGAUUCCAUCCGCCGCUGACGCCGCCGUCCGGCUCGAAUCCGCACACGCCCGCCAGUCCUCACACGUCCAUCAAUCAAACGACGCACGGCGGCUUCGGCUCGAGCCCCGCCACGUCCUUCAAUCUGGCCUCGCCCACGUCGCUACCGGCCAACAUCAAUCCCAGCCCGAUGCCGCAUCCCAGCCCCAGCGGCCUGGUGGCCAAUUCGCCGUUGAAUCCGCAACUGGCCAGUCCCGGCGGUUUGUUGAGCAACUCCUCGCCCGGACCGCAAGGCUCCAAUCUACCCGGGCAUUCGCCCGUUAGCAGUUUCAUCUCUACGGGUCACACCGACGGUAGUCCGUUUCCAUCGCAGAGCAUGUCGUCGCCGGCGGCUUCGACGAACUGGCCGGGUUCACCGGGAAUGCCGCGCCCGUCUCCGGCUCGUCCGGGCCAAUCGCCGGGCGGGCAUUCGCUGAUGCACAGUCCGCAGCAGAACGCCGAUCCCAAGACAGGGAAUCACCUGUCGAGAGUGUUGCCGCAGCGGUCUUGGGCCGGCGCCGUGCCUACGUUGCUGACGCACGAGGCUCUCGAGAUGCUUUGCUGUCCUUCGCAGCAUCCUCAAGGUUUACCCGUGCCCGAAUUGGCGCCGUUGGAACGAUUCUUGGGUUGCGUGUACAUGAGGAGGCAGUUACAUCGGUAUAUACACAACGAAAAUUACUUGACGGCUAUUCCCAACACCGAGCCCGGAGUUAUACACUUCAAGGUGGCGGAAACGCUGCAGUGUCGCAUCGGUUUGAACACGCAGCACUUGCAGAGCCUCCACUUGAAGAUUACGCCGCUGACCGAUCACAAGGAGGUGUGGUCGCAGGAGGAGUUGCAGGUGUUGGAGAAGUUCUUCGAUACGCGGGCGGCCGCGCCCCCUUACAAGCCCACCUCGAUGUUUACGUUCUGCCACAUGCUCAACCUGCCCGUCAACGUGCUGAAGGAUUUCAUACAAAUCAUGAAGCUGGAAUUGGUGCCGAGUUUGGCGCAGCAACAGCAGAUGAAGUGGGCCGUGCAGUGGAUGCUGCGCGUGCCGCCCAGCGCUCCGAACCUGGUGCCCAUGGGCAUGACGGGCGUGCUGGUGUUCAGAGCCAAAGUUCUGUUCUUCCUCCAAAUAACGAGAAUCGGCAUCCAGUACCCCAUUAACAUGGAGCCGCCUUCCAUAGUGCUGCCAUUGAUUUACGACAUCGGCAACAACGUGACGUCUUUGGCCGAGAAACGGGAGGCGGGCACCAAUCCCGCCAUGACGGCCAUCAGCCAAAUGCUCAAGCACUUUACGCAGUUCCAAUCGAAUAUCAACGAGUGUUCGGUGUUUCCGGCUAUCAGGGACCUCCUGACGAACCUGACGCUGCCGUCGGAACCGCAAGUGCCGAGCCCCGUGACCGGCGGAGUCCAACAAAUCCAAUCUCCGGCGAUGCAAUUGCCGGGCCAAGCCGGCCAAGGGGGCUACCCCGUCAACAUGCCCAUGGGGAUGAUGGGGCCUCAGUAAUAAUUUAUUGGUUGUGAUGUUUUGAGUGUAUAUAGUUUCGUAUCGAAAUAUAUGAUUUUUAUCUGUAUAAUA